GGCUGAGGGGAAAGAAGGCAGGCAGCAUCAUGGCGGACAGAGACAGUGGAAGCGAGCAAGGAGGAGCAGCAAUGAGUUCCGGCGGCAGCUCCUUACACCCAGCAUCGGGUGUAGGCGGCUCCGGCUCUGUCCUGCAGCAUGAGACACAGGAGCUGGCCUCCAAGCGGGUCGACAUCCAGAACAAACGCUUUUACUUGGACGUUAAGCAAAAUGCCAAGGGCCGCUUCCUUAAGAUAGCUGAGGUCGGGGCCGGGGGUAACAAGAGCCGCCUCACUCUGUCAAUGUCUGUGGCCGUGGAAUUCCGUGACUACCUGGGGGAUUUUAUCGAGCAUUACGCCCAGUUGGGACCCAGUAACCCUGACAUGGCGCAGGAUGAGCCCAGGCGGGCUUUAAAGAGCGAGUUUCUAGUACGGGAAAAUAGAAAGUACUACAUGGAUCUGAAGGAGAAUCAACGAGGCCGGUUUCUAAGGAUCCGCCAAACCGUGAAUCGCGGCCCCGGAUUGGGAUCCACGCAGGGUCAAACCAUUGCUCUACCAGCGCAAGGACUGAUCGAGUUCCGUGAUGCUUUAGCUAAGCUAAUCGACGAUUAUGGGGUGGAGGAGGAGCCCGCUGAGUUACCGGAGGGCACCUCCUUGACUGUGGACAACAAACGGUUUUUCUUUGAUGUGGGUUCCAAUAAAUACGGGGUGUUUAUGAGGGUGAGCGAAGUAAAACCCACUUAUCGCAACUCCAUCACUGUCCCGUACAAAGUGUGGGCCAAAUUUGGUCAUACUUUCUGCAAAUACGCCGAGGAAAUGAAGAAGAUCCAGGAGAAGCAGAGGGAAAAACGAGCAUCUGAGCAUCAACAGCAGCAAGAAGAAGUCCAUGGGGAUGAGGGGGAAGACGAUUGAUAACUGUAUAAUAAAUAAACUAAACUGUAAAGAGGAAAAAUAAAAUAUAUAACUGUUAACUCCAAGGGAGCACCGCCCACCAAACCUCCACAAACUGACAGAUUUUUGACUUGUCACACCCAUCGCUGGAUGUUGUCCACUUAUCCACCGUAUAAACAGUAAGCAGCUGCUAAAAAAAAACAAAGUAAUAACAUUAUAUAUGAACUGUGUUUCCUACUUGAUUAAAAUAUAAAGGAUUGAGUGUUUAUUUCCCUAAUUAACCAAGAACUUUUGUACACCUUUAAGCUAUUAUUAUUAAAGUGUUUGCAAUGGUCAGAUUAUAAAAAAAAGAAGCUGAAUUAUAUUAAAAAGGUCCUUUUCAUGUGAGCUAACAUUUGACUUUAGCACAAAGAGAUAUUUUAGAACACGUAAAUAUUUUUAGUUUUUCUCAUUUUGUUACCAAAUUUCAAACCUUUCAUGGAGGUUAUUAUUAGUAUAUUUGACACCCUAUAUACCUGUGAUUAGAGAUGUGUAUAUAUUAUGAGGGCUAGGCAUGCUGUGUGUCUGAGCUUUGUCUAAAUGUUAUGCAGAGGUUUGUAGAGUUUAAAGGUACAUAGGUUAAUUCAUGCAAGGUAAUUAAAAGUGCUCUCUUUUUUACAAUAUGCAUUGCAUCUGGACCUAGAGCAUACAUGGUCAGUGAAAAUUAUGUGAACAUGAAGCAAAUUAUUAAAAAAAAACUUUUAAAUUAAA
Molecule: messenger RNA, 1619 nt
Organism: Bombina bombina (fire-bellied toad)
Lineage: Eukaryota; Metazoa; Chordata; Amphibia; Anura; Bombinatoridae
Gene: PURA
Product: purine rich element binding protein A
Exons: 1
Coding region: 30-890 (286 amino acids)
Biological process (GO): regulation of transcription by RNA polymerase II
Cellular component (GO): nucleus
Molecular function (GO): RNA polymerase II transcription regulatory region sequence-specific DNA binding; purine-rich negative regulatory element binding; DNA-binding transcription factor activity, RNA polymerase II-specific
Source: RefSeq, a predicted model, not a curated record